CAAUCCAGACGCCCUCUCAGCCACAGCCAGCACCACACCACCACCUCCACCUCCUCCUUCCCACGCCCCAGUGCGCUGCUGUGGGAUAGUGGCACUAUAAAGUAUAUCCACCUCUCGCUCGGGAGAAAAGAUAAGGAGCACCAACAAGAGACACAGAGAGGGGGAUGAAGAUGGCGGACGCCAAGCAGAAGCGGAACGAACAGCUGAAGCGGUGGCUGGGCUCGGAGACGGACCUGGAGCCGCCCGUCAUCAAGAAGAAGAAGACGAGGGUGAAGUUCGACGACGGCGCCGUGUUCCUGGCCGCCUGCUCCAGCGGCGACGCCGAGGAGGUGCUGCGGAUGCUGGAGCGCGGCGCCGACAUCAACUACGCCAACGUGGACGGUCUCACCGCGCUGCACCAGGCAUGCAUCGACGACAACGUGGACAUGGUGACCUUCCUGGUGGAGCACAACGCCAGCAUCAACCAGCCCGACAACGAGGGCUGGAUCCCCCUCCACGCCGCCGCCUCCUGCGGAUACAUGGACAUAGCAGAGUAUUUGAUCAGUAAGGGGGCUGAUGUGGGCGUGGUGAACAGCGAGGGGGAGACGCCCCUUGACAUCGCAGAAGAAGAAGCAAUGGAGGAACUCCUGCAGAAUGAGAUCAACCGCCAAGGUGUGGACAUCGAGGCGGCUAGGAAGGAGGAGGAGCGCAUCAUGCUGCGGGACGCCAGGCAGUGGCUCAACAGCGGCCAGAUCCAAGAUGUCCGCCACACCAAGUCCGGAGGCACGGCGCUCCACGUCGCCGCCGCCAAGGGCUACGUAGAAGUUUUAAAGCUCUUGAUCCAGGCGGGCUAUGAUGUAAACAUUAAGGACUACGACGGCUGGACCUCGCUCCACGCAGCGGCUCACUGGGGCAAGCAGGAGGCCUGCAGGAUCCUGGUGGAGAACCACUGCGACAUGGACCUCAUCAACAAAGUGGGUCAGACGGCCUUCGACGUCUCAGACGAGGAUGUCCUCGGCUACUUGGAAGAGCUGCAUAAGAAACAGGAUCUGCUCUCGAACGACAAGAAGGACGUGAAGAAAUCCCCCCUGAUCGAGACGACCACGACCGGAGACAACAACCAAUCCCUGAAGCCGCCCAAGAGCGAAAAGACGGUGCUGCUGGAGCCGGAGAAGAUCGUGGCCCACAUCGAGGUGCUGGAGCAGGAGAAGGUGGACGAGGAGGAGGAGGGGAAGAAGGACGAGUCAAGCUGCUCCAGCGAGGAGGAAGAGGAGGAGGACUCUGAGUCCGAGAAUGAAGCAGACAAGACCAAGACCCCCUGUCCUCCAGUCAGCCUCGCCACCACGGCUGCCGUGACGACCCCCCCCGCCGCCGUCACCGUGGCGACCCCAUCCAGCCCCACCAACCAGGUGACCACCCCCACCUCACCGGUCAAGAAGUCUGAUUGUCUCUCGCCCGUGGCCGAGCCGGGCUGUCCUGCAUUGUGGCGCCAGGGUUUGCGUAAAACUGGCAUUUCUCUAGCGCCCAAAAAAGUGAUGGUCCCGGCGUCGCCCACGGCCAAGGUGUCGUCGCCGCGGGCGACGGAGGAGGACCGCAAGGACGAGUCCCCCGCCUCGUGGCGCCUGGGCCUGAGGAAGACGGGGAGCUACGGCGCGCUGGCCGAGAUCACGGCCACCAAGGAGUCCCAGAAGGAGAAGGACGCGGCGGGCGUGAUGCGCUCGGCCUCCAGCCCGCGCCUCUCCUCCUCGGUCUCCAUGGACAACAAGGACAAGGAGAAGGACAAGAGCACCCGACUGGCCUACGUCGCCCCGACCAUUCCCCGCCGACUGGCCAGCACUUCAGACAUCGACGAGAAAGAGAACAGGGACUCCGCCUCUCUGGCCCGCAGCAGCUCCUACACCCGCCGGCGCUGGGACGACGACCUGAAGAACAGCGACGGCACCGCGUCCACCACCACCGCCUCCACCACCACCACCACCACCACCACCAACCGAGUCCCCAGCUACCAGCGCAGCACGUCCCACACGCUGGCACUAGGGCGCAGCGGCAGCACGCGGGACGUGCCGGCCAAGUCGUGGUCCACCUCCAGCUUGGAGCCUAACGCCUCUAACACUAAACCCUGGCAGUCGCCCUCCUCCCAUUACCAGUCUUACAGCAUUUACCGCAGUGGCUCCUUCGGCAGGCGGGGUCAGCACGAGGACCUGACCUCCACCACCACCUCCUCCACCUCCCCGACGACCACCACCACCUCCAGCCCCGUCUCCUCCACCUCCUCCACCACCACCACCUCCUCCACCACCACGUCCACCUCCUCCUCCUCUGUUACCUCACCCACCGGCCACCGCGGUCUGCUCUCGAGCCUGGGCACCUCCUCCACCCGGCCCCCCACCAGCCUCACCAGCAGGUACUGGUCGGAGGAGAGCUCCGACCGGGACAAGGAGAAGGAGUCCGCGGCGGUCAUCCCCACAAUGAACACUGGCUCCACCACCACCACCACCUCCUCCACCACUAGCACCAUCAUCGGCUCGGACGGCAGGGAGAGACGCAGGUCGUACCUGACGCCAGUGAGGGACGAGGAGUCGGAGUCUCAGAGGAAGGCUCGCUCCAGGCAGGCGCGGCAGUCUAGGAGGUCCACCCAGGGCGUGACCCUGACGGACCUCCAGGAGGCGGAGAAGAUCGGUAAGGGCCGGGCGCCUCGGAGCCGCGAGGAGGAGCGCGAGAAGCAGGACAAGGAGAAGCUGCAGGAGGAGCGCAAGGAGACGGAGACCAGGGAGGACGACUACCGGUCGCGCUACCGCAGCUUGGACGAGACCUACCAGCGGUACCGCCCCUCGGCCACCUCCACCACCUCCAGCAGCGUGAGCACCUCCUCCACCCCCCUCUCCUCCACCUCCUCCUCCCUCCACCGGCCCAACUCCCUGACGGGCAUCACCUCCUCCUACUGCCGCUCCUCCCGGGACACGGAGAAGGAGACGGACAAGGAGGAGGAGAAGGAGGGCGAGGACAAGUCCCAGCCCCGCUCCAUCCGGGAUCGCCGGCGGCCCCGCGAGAAGAGGCGCUCCACGGGGGUGUCCUUCUGGACCCACGAGAGCGAUGAGAAUGACCCCGACCCACAGUCGGACUCGGAGGACGGCAGCGUCAAGAGCGAGCCUCAGAGCGACAGACUGUCAAGGAAUGACGGCAGCACUUCCUAUGAACGCAACGAGUCGGUGGGCGGCCGUACCUAUGGCGACGGUCGGAGGCCCUACUCGAGCAGGCUAGACAGGGACGACAACACCGACUACAAGAAGCUCUAUGAGCAGAUCCUAGCUGAGAACGAGAAGCUGAAGGCCCAGUUACGCGACACGGACCUAGAGCUGGCGGACCUGAAGCUCCAGCUGGAGAAGGCCACGGCGAGGCAGGAACGCUACGCCGACCGGUCGCAGCUGGAAAUGGAGAAAAGGGAAAGAAGAGCGCUUGAAAGGAAGAUCUCUGAGAUGGAGGAGGAGCUGAAGAGCCUGCCCCAGGUAAAGCAGGUGCAGGCCCUGCGGCAGGUGAAGGAGCGCUUGCAGACGGAGAACCGGGCGCUGGGCCGCGUGGUGGCCAAGCUCUCGCAGUCCCGCAACCGCCGGCCCGCCUCCGCCUGCUCCUCCUCCUCCUCCUCCUCCAUCGACCUCUAAACCCAAAACAAACCACCUCCGUCACCACCUCCUCCUCCUCCGUCUCCUCCUCCUCCUCCCUUCUUCCUUCCUCCCCCCUCCGUUCACACUCCUCCAAUCCAUCCCAUCUCUUUUCUGUGCCUUCCAUUCGCGCUCCGCCACGUCCCCGUAGC
Messenger RNA from Gadus macrocephalus (Pacific cod), 3790 nucleotides. It is a transcript of the gene ppp1r12a, whose product is annotated as protein phosphatase 1, regulatory subunit 12A. Lineage: Eukaryota; Metazoa; Chordata; Actinopteri; Gadiformes; Gadidae. Gene Ontology annotation, molecular function: protein kinase binding; phosphatase regulator activity; enzyme inhibitor activity. The coding region runs from base 165 to 3638 and encodes 1157 amino acids. The record is from RefSeq and is a predicted model, not a curated record. Gene Ontology annotation, biological process: signal transduction. Gene Ontology annotation, cellular component: Z disc; A band; cytoplasm. The transcript is spliced from 27 exons.